Molecule: messenger RNA, 4400 nt
Organism: Drosophila hydei
Lineage: Eukaryota; Metazoa; Arthropoda; Insecta; Diptera; Drosophilidae
Gene: ATP7
Product: copper-transporting ATPase 1
Exons: 4
Coding region: 531-4334 (1267 amino acids)
Biological process (GO): monoatomic cation transport; copper ion homeostasis
Cellular component (GO): perinuclear region of cytoplasm; membrane; trans-Golgi network
Molecular function (GO): P-type divalent copper transporter activity; ATP hydrolysis activity; copper ion binding
Source: RefSeq, a predicted model, not a curated record
AAGAUGAUUAAGUAGUUCCCAUUGGCACACGGUACACAAUGUCGAGCAGCUGUGCGCAUUAAUUAAAAUAAUAAAUAUUCGUUUCGUGCGAAAAAAAAAGAAUUUUUGACAAAAUUUUGAAGUAAGCCGAUCUGUGGAUGUAGAUGUGGAGUUAGUCAUAAAACUGGAUAUGAGCGCCUAAUAAAGGCUAUUAGCCAUCAGUCUUGCAACGAGCUCGCGUCGAAGUGGUCGAGCGGAAUUGAACGCAAAAAGACGAAAACAAAUUAUUAUUGUGUUGCAAUUAGACAAGUUUCGCAUACGCACGUACACACGCGCACAUAGAUAUUUUCGGCUUUUCUAUAACGCUUUUUUAAACACACACCAACACCAACACCAACACACACACACACAUACACACACAUGCGAUUGUAAAUUGUAAAAGAGUUCAAUUAGACCAACCAAUAUCAGCCAAACAUCAAAUCGAAUCGGAAUCGGGUCAGUGAAAUGCAAAUUUGAAAUAUUUGAAAUAGAAUAAAAAGAGAAGAAAGGAAAUGAACGACAAACAAAGUGCGAAUGCGAAAAAUGCGCAAAAUCCAAUCGAACAGCUGACCAAAAGGGCGCCAACACCAGAUUCAGACAGUCAACAACAUCAGCAGCAGCAGCAGCAACAACAACAAGUGGCCAUGGCCACUGUUCGCCUGCCCAUUGUGGGCAUGACCUGUGGAUCGUGCGUGCGUAAUAUUGAAACACAGGUGGGUCAGCUGCCUGGUGUGCUCAAGGCACGCGUCCAACUCGAAGAGAGCGCUGGCUAUUUCGACUAUGAGCCUAGUCAAAUGGACGCCGAACGCAUUGCCAAUACCAUCGACGACAUGGGCUUCGACUGCAGCUAUGAGCCAGACGUGAGUCCGGCUAGCGCCAGCGCGCACAUACGCAUCCUGGGCAUGACCUGUCAGUCGUGUGUGCGCAACAUUGAGUCACACAUGUCCGGCCAGCCCGGCGUGCAUCGCAUCCAGGUGCAGCUGGAGGAGAAGUGCGCACGCGUCGAGUACGAUCCACAGCAGUUGACGGCGGCCCAAAUCGCCGAGGUGAUCGAUGAUAUGGGCUUUGAGGCGAGCGUGGCCGGUGGAACGGCGACAACGACGCCCAGACAAUCGCCCAUCAAGCAACAGGUGGCCAAUGGCACAGCCGCCAGCCAGGUGCAGUUGCCCAUCGAACAGGAGCUGUUGACCAAAUGCUUCCUCCACAUUCGUGGCAUGACCUGUGCCAGCUGCGUGGCGGCCAUUGAGAAGCAUUGCCGCAAGAUUUACGGCUUGGAUACGAUACUUGUUGCUCUGCUGGCUGCCAAGGCGGAGGUCAAAUACAAUGCAAAUGUUUUAACAGCCGAAAACAUUGCCAAAUCAAUAACCGAACUCGGCUUUCCCACCGAGCUCAUCAAUGAGCCCGACAACGGUGAGGCCGAGGUGGAGCUGGAAAUAUCGGGCAUGACCUGCGCUUCCUGUGUCCACAAGAUCGAGAGUCACGUGCUCAAGCUGCGCGGCGUGACGGCUGCCUCGGUCACAUUGCUGACAAAACGCGGCAAAUUCCGAUAUACAACGGACGAUACGGGUCCGCGAAGCAUAUGCGAAGCGAUCGAGGCGCUUGGCUUUCAGGCCAAGCUCCUCAGCGGACGAGACAAGAUGGCGCACAAUUAUCUGGAACACAAGGAGGAGAUAAGAAAAUGGCGGAACGCGUUCCUCAUCUCACUUAUCUUUGGCGGGCCGUGCAUGGUGGCCAUGAUCUACUUCAUGCUGGAAAUGAGCGACAAGGGUCAUGCGAACAUGUGCUGCCUCGUGCCUGGGCUAUCCAUGGAAAAUCUGGUCAUGUUCUUGUUGUCGACGCCCGUACAGUUCUUUGGCGGCUAUCACUUCUAUGUGCAAUCGUACCGCGCCAUCAAACAUGGCACCACCAACAUGGAUGUGCUCAUCUCAAUGGUGACGACGAUCUCGUAUGUCUACUCCGUGGCUGUGGUGAUAGCAGCAGUGCUGAUGGAGCAGAAUAGCUCGCCUCUUACCUUCUUCGAUACGCCGCCGAUGCUGCUGAUCUUCAUUUCGCUUGGUCGCUGGCUGGAGCACAUAGCCAAGGGCAAGACAUCGGAGGCACUGUCCAAGCUGCUCUCACUAAAAGCAGCAGAUGCGCUGCUCGUGGAGAUCUCGGCCGACUUUGAUAUAAUCAGUGAGAAGACAAUAUCCGUAGACUAUGUUCAGCGCGGAGAUGUGCUGAAGGUGAUACCCGGUGCCAAGGUACCCGUCGAUGGCAAAGUGCUCUUUGGCCAUUCGAGCUGCGAUGAAUCCCUCAUCACGGGCGAGUCGAUGCCGGUGGCUAAGCGCAAGGGCGCCGUUGUCAUUGGCGGCUCCAUCAAUCGGAACGGCGUGCUUCUCGUUGAGGCCACGCACACUGGCGAGAAUACGACGCUGGCGCAGAUUGUGCGACUCGUCGAGGAGGCACAAACAUCGAAGGCUCCCAUACAACAGUUAGCGGAUCGCAUUGCCGGUUACUUUGUGCCCUUUGUGGUGGCCAUAUCGACCAUAACGCUCAUCGGAUGGAUUAUAGCCGGCUUUGUCAAUCCCGAUCUGGUGCCAGUAGCCAUGGAGCAUAAGAUGCACAUGGAUCGCAAUACGAUUGUCAUUAGCUACGCAUUCAAGUGUGCUCUCAGCGUGUUGGCCAUUGCCUGCCCAUGUGCCUUAGGCCUGGCCACGCCCACAGCGGUUAUGGUGGCCACUGGCACGGGCGCAACGAACGGUGUGCUGGUUAAAGGUGCCACAGCACUGGAAAAUGCCCACAAGGUCAAGACAGUUGUCUUUGAUAAGACGGGCACCAUUACGCAUGGCACUCCGAUGACCAGCCGGGUAACGUUGUUUGUGCCGCCGCAGGUGUGCAGCCUGGCCCGCGCCUUGACCAUCAUUGGCGCUGCGGAGCAGAACAGUGAACAUCCCAUUGCCUCAGCCAUUGUACACUUUGCCAAGGACAUGCUAAAUGUGCAGAAUAGUUUUGGCAAGAGCUCAAAUUUUCAGGCGGUGCCCGGCUGUGGCAUUCAGGCCACCGUCUCCAACUAUGAGCAGGCAUUGCGGCAGGCUUGCAAUGCGGAGCGAAUUAUCAACUAUGAGAAUCUGUGGCGCACUCAUCCACACACUGCAAUCGCCGUAGACAACGGCGCCAGCAUCGAUUAUUUGCAGCUGCAGGAGAAAAUCAUCGAACAGCAGCUGCUCGCCUUGGAUGGGGCCCUCGAUCUGGAACAGCGCCAGCAGCAUCCACAGUUCGAACAGCACCAACAGCCACUGAUCGAUGGACCCGAGAUUCAUGUGCUCAUCGGCAAUCGCGAAUGGAUGCAACGUAAUUGCAUCGAGGUGCCACUGGAGAUUAGCGAUUGCAUGACGCACGAGGAGCACAAAGGGCACACGGCCGUCCUAUGCGCCCUCAAUGGCCAGCUGGUUUGCAUGUUUGCUGUCGCCGACAUGGUCAAGCCGGAGGCUCACCUGGCGGUCUAUACACUGAAGCGCAUGGGCAUCGAUGUGGUUCUGCUGACGGGCGACAACAAGAAUACAGCAGCAAGCAUUGCUCGUGAGGUGGGCAUACGCACAGUCUAUGCGGAAGUGCUGCCCUCGCAUAAAGUAGCGAAAAUCCAACGGAUCCAACAGCGUGGCAUACGCGUUGCCAUGGUGGGCGAUGGUGUCAACGAUAGCCCCGCUUUGGCACAAGCCGACGUGGGCAUCACCAUAGCAGCGGGCACAGAUGUGGCUGCCGAGGCAGCGGACAUUGUGCUGAUGCGUAACGAUCUCUUGGAUGUGGUUGCCUGCUUAGACCUGUCCCGGUGCACAGUGCGUCGCAUACGCUACAAUUUCCUAUUUGCCAGCAUGUACAAUCUGCUGGGCAUACCCCUGGCUAGCGGGUUGUUUGCGCCCUUUGGCUUUACGCUCCAGCCCUGGAUGGCCUCGGUGGCCAUGGCCGCCAGUUCGGUGAGCGUUGUCUGCUCGUCGCUGCUCCUCAAAAUGUAUCGCAAGCCAACGGCCAAGACGUUGCGCACCUCCGAAUACGAAGCUCAACUGGCCGCAGAGCGUGCCAAACGUUAUGGCUCCGAUUCGGAACUUGACAAGUUGUCGCUGCAUCGCGGCCUUGACGAUCUGCCCGAGAUCAUGAACGGCAAACGAAUGGCCGCUUUCAAGCGUUCCAAUACCUCGCUUAUCUCGCGCAUCUUUGGCGCCAAUGGCAAUGGCAAUACCAAGCACGAGGAGGGACUGCUCCAGGAUGCCAACGAGCGUACGCCGAGGAUACUGCAGUCGCGCUACCUAGUCGACACCACAGAGCUGCAAAAACUGUAAAAUACCCUAAAUUUACCGUUGCACACAACUAGAAAUCUGUAUAUAAGCAAAAGAAAAUAUCUAAAG